AUGGCCGACGCAAACAAGGGCUUGGUGCAGCCCUUUCUGGGCGCCCUUCAAGCCUGCAUAUCCGUUCUGCUGACGCUUCUGUACGGCGUGGUGACGCGACAAGCAAACUUGAUCCAUGAAAGCUCCAUCAAUGAAAUGUCCGGCAUCUGCGUGAAGAUCUUCCUCCCUGCGCUGACUCUCGUGAAACUCGGCUCCGAGCUGCAUUUGGCCAUUGCUGUGAACUAUCUCCCUGUGUUCAUCUGGUCCAUUCUCUAUACAGUCAUAUCGAUAGCCAUCGGAAGGGCAUUUACUUACCUCCUUCGUCUGCCGCAAUGGGUGACGCCAGCAGUGACUUUCAAUAAUACAAGCUCGCUGCCUCUUCUUUUGCUGCAAACGCUGCACUCGACCGGAAGCCUGAAGUUGAUUCUCUCGCCAGGACAGACCGAGCAGGAUGCGCUGAACCGGGCGCAAUCGUAUUUCCUAGUGUGUGCGGUGGUGUCAAAUACCAUUGGAUAUGCUCUUGGACCGCGGAUGUUGAGUGACAAGGGUAGGGGUGAUAGGAAGCACGAUGACGAGGAGGAUCAACAGAAUGUGCCACCAGAGAAUCUAGCCGUGACAUCCGAAGCUCAGCAACAAUUCCGACACGACAUUCAAAACGGCCAACCCGAUCACUCAGAAACCGAGGGCGGUGAUCAGCAACCAGACGAAGAAGAGCUGGACGAGCGGACCUCCCUCCUACCAAACCCGGCCCAAAAAGCACGCCACAGCAUCAACAACACAGCCCACCACAUCUUCCGAUUCUUCCCUCGACGACUCAGACGAGGCAUCGACGCCAUCGACUCUCCUUUCCUCGACGUAAUCUUCAUCUGCACCGCGACGGGCGUCCUUUUGGGCCUCGUACCGAAGCUUCAUCGCGCAUUCUUUGCUCCGUACGAGCAAGGCGGCAUAUUCAAUGCAUGGUUUGUCACGAGCAUCCAAAACCUCGGUACAUUAUUCACCAGUCUGCAAGUUUUCCUCGUUGGAUGCAAACUAGGCGUGGGAUUUGAGCGGAUGAAGCGCUCGGGGGAUUCGGGUCAAGUGCCGAUUAGGGCUGUCUUGGUGGUGUUUUUUGUGAGACUGGUUCUUUGGCCGGUAAUAAGCAUCCUAGCGCUCUACUAUUUCAUACGCCUUGUCGGAAUCUUCCCCAACGACCCUGUCCUCUGGUUCAUCAUGAUGAUGCUGCCUACCGGUCCGCCAGCACUACUCAUCUCCGGCCUCGCAGAACUGAGCAGCGAGGUGACGAAAUCGGAGAAAAUCGCCAUUGCACGAAUGUUAGCUAUAAUGUACGGUCUCUCACCGCUGAUUUGUUUGACGGUCACCGGUGCGUUGAAGGCUACAGAGGCGAUACGGAGUUUGAAGUCAUGA
This is a messenger RNA of Talaromyces atroroseus, 1383 nucleotides long. RefSeq lists its product as hypothetical. Gene Ontology annotation, biological process: transmembrane transport. The transcript is spliced from 5 exons. Bases 1 to 1383 code for a protein of 460 amino acids. The record is from RefSeq and is a predicted model, not a curated record. NCBI's taxonomy places the organism in Eukaryota, Fungi, Ascomycota, Eurotiomycetes, Eurotiales, Trichocomaceae. Gene Ontology annotation, cellular component: endoplasmic reticulum; membrane.